CCCGGUUCAUUUUUUAGAUGAUAAUUUAUAAAUAUGAAAUUGUAUUACUGCUUCUAUGGAUGUGUACGUUGAACGGAAACUGUAAUAUCCCCCGCCCAGAGAUUUCAAAAGAUGGAAAAACCUGUAUAUUCGGACAAAGUGAAAUAAAACUGAAUGCCUCUGCCCCGUGUACGAAGGAAAUCGAAAGAAUGAUGAAGUUUAGCGUAGAUCUCACCAAUGCUCUUUGUAUCUGCUCCCUGUUACCGGAUCAUGGAAUUAUUGUGUCUGCAUCAAGAUCUGGAAAGACUAUUAGCCAAGGAGUUAGAUAUAAACUGGAGGAAGCAAAAAUAUCUAAAGAUUUGAAAACAUGCUUAUUUGGAAGCACUCGAGUCCCUGUUGGAGAACCUACACCUUGUAAUGAUGAAAUAGCCAGAAUUAUGCGACUAAAAAGUAACCUGACCAAUAAGCUGUGUACCUGCACUGUAAAGGGAAAAGGAAAAAUUCAUUUAACAGCUAUGGAACGAUCUGUAGUUAAUGCGACAGUGCAUGAUGUAGAAAGUGAAAGUAUGCCAUUAAAACCUAAAACAACAGAUAAGCCGGCAAAUCUUCCAAGAGGUUACAAUAAAAAUCCAGUAAAAGGAACCCCAACCAUUGCUGUUAGUGUUACAUCUGCAAUACCAGAAACCACUCCGAUACUAGAUACCACUCCUUUACCAGAAACCACUCCGAUACCAGAAACCACUCCGAUACCAGAAACCACUCCGAUACCAGAAACAACUUUGAUAUCAGAAACAACUGCUACGCCAGAAACUACUCCACUACCAGAAACCACUCCAAUACCAGAAACAACUGCUACGCUAGAAACAACCUCUAUACAAGAAAAUACUCUUACACCAGAAACAACUCCUUUAUCAGAAACUAAUACACCAGAAAGUACUUCUACCCUUGAAACUUCUUCUAUAUCAGAAACUACUCCGAUAUCAGAAUCCACCCAACUACCAGAAAUCACGGAAACACCAGAAACGGCAUCAAAACAAGAUACAGAUGCUACUUCUACUCCAAAUCAAACUUCCACUGAUGGGUUUUCCCCAGCCAACUUUAACAGAACAGAAAUUCCAGAGUACUCCAGCACUGUUCCAUCCGACGUUGAUAAAGCUGGAACACCAAAUGAUUAUGAAGAAGAAACUACAACUCCGAGAGGACAAGUAGGUGAAACUAUAACUCCUUCGACAGAAGAAGGUACACAAGACGAAACCACUCCAGGAUAUUUAUCAGAUUCUACAGAACCAGAAGAAGGAGAUGAAAAUGAAACAACAACCACAACUGAACCCUCAACUGAAGAUACAGAUUUGAAUGGAAGCCCAAAUGAAAAUUCUGACACUACACCAAAUGAAGAAAACAAGGAUAGAAGUCCAGAUGAACGUAAUCUCAAUUCAACAAUAACUGAAUCAGAAAAUAAUGCACGUAGUCCGGAUGGAGGUAAUCUUAAUUCAACUAUAACUGAAACAGAAUCAUCAGGGGAUGGAUCUCCCUUUUCAGUUUCUUCUUCAUCCAAUGCAUCAUCUUUCCCUGGAUCAUCAUCAUCAUCUUCUUCUUCUUAUACAUCAUCUUCCUCAUCAUCUUCUUCAGAUUUACCCGGGAGCAGUGGAGGCGGAAGUAGUGGAGGCGGAAGUAGUGGAGGCGGAAGCAGCGGAGGUGGAAGCAGUGGAGGCGGUGAAGGUGGAAACAGUGGAGGCGGAAGCAGUGGAGGCGGAAGCUUCAGUAAUUCGUCAAGCUCCGAAGGAGAGGACACUUUUUGUGCUAUUGGAGAAAUGCAAAUACCACUAAACUCAUCAGUUCCAUGUUCUUCCAAUCUAGAAGAAUUUAAGAAACUUUUUAAAACAGAAAAAGACAUUUCUCAUCUUAAGUGCACGUGUAGCAGAAAGAAAAAUGGAGGAAUCUCAAUUAAAACAGAAAUUGAUGAAUCACAAGCAACAGAACAGCAGAAGGAACAGGGGGCGCUUUCAGAAGAUGGUUUAUCUUGUGAGUUUAAAAAUCUGAGCAUGAAAGUUAAUGAGAGCAUGCCAUGUCCUCCUCAGCUAGCAAGGUAUUUUAAUGAAACAGAAGAUAUUAGUGAACAGCAUUGCACCUGUUAUGAAACUGCUAAUGGAGGAAUCCGAAUAUCUGCACAAAAGAUUGUAAUCACUGAGAAGGAGGGAGACGCUGUUAGUUCAACAAUAAAUGAAAACAAUGAAGCAAGUGGCAACUCUUCUGGCACUUCUAAAGUCACUGCAAACACCAGUACAAGCACAAGAUAUAAAGAAGUAAUUAAAGAUGAGAGUAAUGCAACUGGAAAACUAUCCGAAGAUGGCACCAAGUGUGAAUUUGAAAAUCUGAGUGUAAACCUAAAUGAGUCAGGACCCUGUGUCCCUGAAUUUGCCAGGUUCUUGAAUGAAAGUGAGGAUAUCCAUGAUCAAGAGUGUACAUGUUUUGCAAAUGGAAAAGGAGGAAUUACUGUAACUGCAAAAAGGAUUGUCGUGAAUGAAAAACCUUCAGACAAUGGCGGCGGAACUGAGGAAGAAGUAAAAGUUAUAGAAGUUGUAAAGGACCAGGACAACUCAACGGGAAAAAUGGAAAAAACCAAGACUAACAUCACAACAACAACUAUAACUAAGAAGGAAGUGAUUAAAGACAAAAAUGUGUAUUCUGGGAAGCUUUCGGAAGAUGGGUCAACCUGCCAGUUUGAGAAUCUGGAGAUGACUCUGAAUGAAACAAUUCCAUGCACUAAAGAGCUCUCCAGACUGCUUAACAAGGGACAAGAUAUGUCGAAUAUGCACUGCAUAUGUAUGUUGAAAGAAGACGGCAAAGGAAUCAAAGUAAAAGCAUUCAGUUUGGAAGGAAAAGGAGGUAAAUUGCUUCAUCCUAACAAUAUAAAGUUAUUAUAA
Messenger RNA from Eurytemora carolleeae, 2903 nucleotides. RefSeq names its product serine-rich adhesin for platelets. The record is from RefSeq and is a predicted model, not a curated record. Lineage: Eukaryota; Metazoa; Arthropoda; Copepoda; Calanoida; Temoridae. Bases 18 to 2903 code for a protein of 961 amino acids. The transcript has 44 exons.